UGCUUCGGUCCCUGCAGAUUUCGAACUCGGUACUUCUUUUAUUUUGUUUUUCCCAGAAAAUUUUCUCACAAUUUCUCGGCAAAAUUCCCGGAAAAAGCACUCGAUCAGCAGCUUCUAUUCGUUGGUCCACUUCGGGAAAAUCUAUUGUUUUAUAUUUGCUUCAAAUUUGUGACCGUUGGGAAUGUAAAGAUGGUCACGAAGGAAGAUGUGGAUUUCUAUUGCGGGUUUUCAAGGAAAGAGCUUCAGAGUUUGUGCAAGAAGUAUAAUUUGCCGGCCAAUAGAUCAAGUUCGGAUAUGGCUGAAUCAUUAGCUUCUUAUUUCGAGAAAAAUAGUUUGAACGCGGUAGGCUUUGGGGUCCCUGGGAAUCAACAUAGUGUAGCUACGACGUCUAGAGCACCAACGGAUAGAACAUGGGAUGUUAAAAGAGAUUCUUAUGGUAAAGAAUUGGAUAAAACUAGAGUGGAUUGUGUUCAAGGUGAGGUGGCUAGGAGACCAGGCUUUAUGAUUGGGGACAAUACACCGUAUCAGGAAAGAAAUGGAAAUGGUGGUUUGAUUGAUUCUGCAUGCACCCCUCCGUAUAUGAGGAAAUUGAAUGAAAAGGGCCCAACAGAAAACUCCAAGAGAACAGAGUCUCGGCUAGAAAAUAGAAUGAGAGAUGUAGACAGUGGUGAUAGUGCUAGUUCGUCUUCGUUUGAGUUUCAUGUCAGUUUGGAAGAGGGUAUUAGCCUUUCAGUUGAUCUAAAUUUCAAUCCAUCAGAUUGGAUUAAUAGCAUGAGGGAUGAGGUCAAUGUAUGUGAUAGCAUGCGUCGCAGAAAAUCCCCACAAUCUGAUCUUGGCAUUAACAGUGAUACAGAGUGUAAGAAACAGAAGAGUUCAGGGCAAGAUGUAAGAAGAGAAUCAUGUGUAAGUCCGACAAUGAAAGACAAUACUCAGUUACCUGCUGAUCAUCAUUCCAAUGGUGAACGGUCUCUAGCGUCAUCUGCUAUAGAACAAUGCAGCAGAAUUAAAGAGGGCUCAGACACUUGCAAGGAAAAUAAAGGGAUUAACAUGUCCAUACCCAAUUCGUCAGUACCUGGCCAGAUUGUAUCAUCUUGUGUUGAAUCGUAUAGCAAAAGCUGCUGUGUAAAUCCAGUUGACUUGGACUGUGCCAUUCCUUCUGAGAAGAAGUUAACAAGCGAUUUAGUUAUGGUUGCUUCAGAACAGAAACAUCCACCUGGUGAUCUUCUUAUUGAAACUCUUGGAAAUCCAUCCAUGGAAACUUUUCACAAGGUCGGAAACUCUAGUACUUUUAUAUGUCCACGGGGAGCUGGUUCUGAACUAUCAUCAUCAGAAGCAGAGGCUUAUCAUUUAAACCCGCUGUGCUCUCCUCGUAAGACCAGUAGAUCCUCAACCAUCUCUUCUCCAGAGUUCAUCAUCGAUAGAGAGUCCACUUGUUAUUCUGAUUCAUUUAAGUUCCGGUGUAAUGGAGGCAAGAACUGUCUGCCACCAAAUACUGAGGAGCAGGAAAAGAGUGAAGUUUUAAGUGAGCAGGCGCGGCCAGAGUGACUUGUUUGAUGUGAAGAAGCAUCCAUUAUAUUGUAUAAUAAUUGUUCAAGUAAUAGGAGAAUGGCUAUAUACAUGAUGUAGAGAUAGUCAAGAAGAAAUGGCCUUCCUCUGACCAAGAGGUUUCUUCUGCAUCUUUUUUCUGAGGCCAUCAAGUACAUGGAGAUUCCAUGAAAGGCAUUGGAUCGAUUAUUACUUAAGGAUUUUGCAGUGAGCCAGUGACCUAGGGAGAAGUCAGUUUUAGGUCAGUAUGCAAUUCUUUUUGGUUUCGUCUGUACCAAUGCUGUAAACGCAAUUCUAUGUUGGUGUACACAUCAUUCAUAGACCAAUGUUGGAGAUUAAGCUUCCAGAGCAAUGUUGCAUACACCGUGUUGUUGAGUAGAAGCAAAGGCCUGACUGUAAGGGAGUGAAACAUGUUAAGGAGUAACAUCCAUGUAUACCUACCAUGUAGUGCUAAUGAAAGAAUCUCCUUAUGCCCUA
Capsella rubella is the source of this 2022-nucleotide messenger RNA. RefSeq lists its product as uncharacterized. The transcript has 8 exons. The coding region runs from base 190 to 1545 and encodes 451 amino acids. NCBI's taxonomy places the organism in Eukaryota, Viridiplantae, Streptophyta, Magnoliopsida, Brassicales, Brassicaceae. The record is from RefSeq and is a predicted model, not a curated record.